UAAUAAUAAUAAUAAUAUAGUAGUCAGAGGUGCAUUUUGCAAUUGCAGUCAUCUUUGUCACCUUCUUCUUUCUUCUUCUUAUUCUUCCUCAGCGAGUUAGUGAGUGAAGGAGUGUGUGAAUAUGAGCAAUCCCAAGGAAGAAGAACCGUUUUCUAGAGCUGCAAGAGCAGCAGAAGAUCUUUACCAUCUUCGAGACACUUAUUUUCCACCCAACCCCGAUGACAGAAUCUCCAAGUUGCAACACGAAUCCGAUCUCGCUCUUAAUCUCCUAGAUUCCAUUCCCCCAGAACAAAGAAGAUCACCUACACAACGUGCAACAUUUGAAUAUCUUAGGGGUAAGAUGUUGGAUGUAUUUCCUGACUAUAGGAAAGAAGCUGAGGAUCAUCUAUCAAAAGCUGUCAAGUUAAACCCAUCUCUUGCAGAUGCUUGGCUAUGUUUAGGAAAUUGCAUUUGGAAAAAAGGAGAUUUAACUGCUGCAAAGAACUGCCUCAGUCUUGCAUUAGACAAGGGUCCUAACAAAAAGAUUCUUUGUCAACUAUCGAUGCUUAAAAGAAAAAUGUCUCAAGGUGUGGAGAAUCAAGCAGAACUGGUUGAGGAAAGCAUUCAACAUGCCAAGGAAGCAAUCACUUUGGAUGUCAAGGAUGGGAACUCUUGGUAUAAUCUUGGAAAUGCUUGCCUUACAAGUUUUUUUGUCACUGGAGCUUGGGAUCAUACCAAACUUUUACAUUCUUUAAAAGCAUAUCAAAAUGCUGAGAAAGAUGAAAGAAUGAAGUCCAAUCCAGAUUUAUAUUUUAAUAGUGCUACAGUUAACAAAUAUCUUGAGAACUACCAGAGGGCCCUUAGUGGAUUUGAGGCUGCUGCUUUAAAGGAUCCAGGUCUCAAUGCUGCAGAGGAGGUUCAGAAGAUAGUCAGUUUACUUGACAAGGUGGACAAUCUUUUGAAGGGACAUGUAAGAGCUAAGCGAAUGACAUCUUUGGCUUCGUCAUUGGUUGCUGUUGAUUUGAAAUCGCCAUACAGAAGAGUUACCAUAGACCUUUUAUCAGAGGGUCCAAAUAGAGCUCUUGCAGUGGAGGGGAAAGUUUUUUUCUUUAUUAGGACUGAAGGUGUUGCUCCCCUAUACUAUUUGCUUUGUGAUUCAAAUCAUUCCUGCUUUGUUGUCUCGAUUUAUGGUGUACGUACUGAUGUGAUUAAAGAAGGAGAUCAACUAACAAUGCUUGAUCCUUAUUUUCGUGAUGUUGAUUUCUCGUGGAAUGAGAAGCAUUACCAGUUCAAGUCUAUACGCCUGGAUUUCUACGAACAAGUACUUGUAAAUGGAAAAGCUUUGACUCCUCAACAAGCUGUUCGUACGUCAAUAUAUGCUCAACAUAAACCCUGAAAAGGCCACUACUGAAUUAUUUGAGUUCUUCUUGUCUUCUGGCUGUUGGUGUUGGAUGCUAUAUUCAUUGAGUAAAUAGAUUGGUUGGUUGGUACAUUUAUACAUGUGAAUUCUGGUGGCUCACAAUCUGAUAAUAGGAAAAGGAGAAACUUGAGAGGAAAGUGUUACAUUUGGCUUUCUGUUGUCCAUCAAGCUUUUACAUCUGUUGAAUAUGAUAGCUUGAAGAUUCUUCUGUUUGUUUCCGAUGCUUUUAACAGAAAGUUUUGUAAAAAUCUUGUUUGUUGUUGUAUCAAAGUCCAUCUCGCAAAUGCU
Messenger RNA from Vigna umbellata (rice bean), 1687 nucleotides. RefSeq lists its product as uncharacterized. Gene Ontology annotation, molecular function: protein binding. The record is from RefSeq and is a predicted model, not a curated record. Lineage: Eukaryota; Viridiplantae; Streptophyta; Magnoliopsida; Fabales; Fabaceae.